GGACCGCAGGUUGGUAGUUACAUCCUGCUUCUCAGAGAUCUUGCAGCGAGAAACUGCGUAUAAGAUAUUUAAAAAUCCUGCUAUCCUUCAAGCUAUGAGAAUAGCCUGGGAUGCCUUCUUAGGAUACAAAAGAGUAAUAACCUGUGAAAAGGUAUGGGUAUAGCUUGUGACCCCCUAAAAGCUUCUCCUGGUAUGUGUAGCGACCACCCAUGUCCAUGCAAUGAACUUGGGCCAAGCUGUGGCACUGUUUAAGCUGCCGCAUGCUGUCUCUCUGCUAACACGGGGUGUUAUAUUCCAGUUUCAGCCCUCGCGGCCCUCUUGUUCAUUGAUCAAGUCGAACAUGAAGCGAUCAAAACAUCCGUUUGCCUGUGAGGAAGUUGGAUGUCGUUGGCCGUUCACGUGACCUUCCGAGUCGGGAGGACCUUGGAACCUUGAGUGAUCUUCGACCGCGUCAAAACAUCAAGCGUGAUUGCAUUCUAAUUGAUAUCGUUUACUAGCAGGAGAAUACAUAGAACACUCUGCAGUCCCUUUUGAAGGUCUUUAUACGACGAUGCCUAGUGAGUCCUGGCUGCGGCAUGCAACGAUCACCAUAUGAGCUUCCGUCGGUUCUGUGAAUGUUGGUGCAAGUGUUAUUGUUAGCUGAUUUCAUGCAUCUCCUGCGUCGCACCCCUGACCAUACGGCAUUUUUCUAAUCCCUCGCUUGGGCAUAACUAACUAGUUAAUACAAUCUGUCAUUGUUACUCCUUUUCUCCAUCAAUAAAGCGUUGGUAUGCUACACAAGCUCGAGCGAGUCCUGAAACCGUCUUGAUAUUGGUACAAUCUUAUCCAGCCAUCUGGCCUUUACCAUUUUACUUCAACCCAACCCGAAUAGAAGAAGCCCAUCGAAAAUUGCAUCUCUCAAGGCCGAUUGCGGACGUAACAACUUUAUCCCCAUGAUCUACUCCGACUUAAGACCUUUAGCAUAUCACCUUGCCUUGGUCCUUGUUGCACAUAUACAUAUUAUUCCCGGGCAGUCUUAGUUUCAACCGAGCUUUCGGGCAGCAGGGUCUUAGGAACCCAUCUCUCUAAACCUACCUUAAGGCCGUCUUAAAGGCAUAUCAGCAGUCAUGUUCAGCUGGGGAGGGAGUCUGGGUAAGCUUCUUGAUUCCUUACUAUCCAGUGGCUGCUGUUCUCAAACAAGGCUGUCGAGAAUAUUGCUUUUCCUCGUGGAAUUCCCGUGUUUUUUUUUUUUUCCUUUCAAGACCCUCUUUCUCCUACAUCUUCCCUCCCAUUCAGAUGAUUGAACAUGUAUAGCUGAGAUCAAUACUGAAUUGGGGAGUAUUUUAUAUCUAUACUCACUCUAUAACGAAUGGCUGACCAAGUGGGGAAGCAGCCGUGUCCAGCUUCAGUGUUAACCUAGAAGAGGAGCGUGAUCCGCCUCCACCGCCAACAAAAGUCCAGUUUCCGGACUAUGCCAAAUUAAAUUCAGUUAUGUCUGACGGUGAAACGAGUUGUGAUGCUCUCUAUCACUUGUUGGCUCGUGCCAGAAAACCGCAAGAUAUCACAGAUGAAUAUCUGACGGCGUUCAAUAUCAAGGUGGAAUAUGAUAUUGAUGUCUCAAACAUCGUGCCAGAUCACGAUCUGAAAUCAAAACCUCCCUAUCAAUGGCCAACACUUGGCUCCGGGACUGGAGAGUCGGAAAUGAAUCCUCCCAUGUUUAUGAGCAAUGGGGCUCCAUUUCCUGACAAAAGUAAACACGAGCUCUUAAAGGCAGAGCUACUAUUCGACAAUGAUGAUGCAUUUCGAUCCCUUGCGCGGCUCGAACCACCUCCGGGGCGUAAAAAUCCACGGAUUGCCCAGGCGAGGAAAUUUUGGACUGCUUUGCAGCAAGCUGCUCAGUAUUGGGAUUCAAGCCAUGAUAAUUAUUAUGAGAUCAGCAUAGAUGAGAACACUGCGCCCAACGGCCAUGGGGAAGGUUCGGACCCAGGUAAAGGUACGGAUAAAGAUGCAGUGGAGAGCAGGAUGGAUAUCGAUGGCGGAAGAGGCCAUAGUCAACCAUCAGUCAUAAUACCCAAAGUAAAUGCUAAGAGCCCCAGUGGUAGCAGACGCUACAAAGGUCGGAGAACUGGUGCAGGAACAGAUAUGCCUGAUUCAGUCCGAGAAGAUGUUUUACGUGGACUGGUGGAAAUGGUAGCAUGGUCCCUCGGCUGCCAGGUUAAGCUACCAACAAUGCCGCCUCGUCUUGCUGUCAAAGAUCUCCUAUUUCCUGUACGGCAGAGUUUCACCGUCUCACGCAUCCCACAGGAUAGGCAGGAAGCACGCAAACAUAUUCUGGAAGGGCCAGUGCUAGUUGCCCAGUGCCGACCGGAAACAUGUUUUUACGACGAAGCUACUGAACAGAGACAUGUCGAGAAAUGUGAUAUCUUGCGGGAAACAGCAGGGAUCCUUCUACUAGCCCAGGAAAGAGCGCGAGAAAAUCAGACUGAAGCCAAACCCGGAGAUGGAAAAUGGUGGGCGUCUACGCCUCGCUGGGGAGGCCUCCCGAAUAACGGCCCAGUUGGUGAACCAAUUCCAACUGCUCCAGAGCAGCAGCAGGCUGAACCUGCGCCAACGAACUCGUCAGUGGACAAUGAGGCCACGGUAAACAAACGGACGAAACACGACAGGUCCUCUCUUUCAUUCCGGCGAGGAGCAGGGCUGAACAAUAGGAGAAUCUCAAUGAUGGAGAAGUGGAAAAGCAUCCAGCCCGGUCCAGGAUUGUGGGAUAAGAGAAUGAAGUAUAUAAAAAUUGGGACUAACCCGAACAGUCCGUUUGAUGAUGUCUUUAUGAUAUCGUCGAUUAACCACCAUUUCUCCAUCAUCCAUCUCAGAGUCUACGACGAGUACCUUCAAUGGCUCACUACGGGAAAGGUAGACACUGCCAGUUCAGACGGCCGCCCGGCGUCACCAUGGCGAUCCCUAGUCCUUCGUCGAACACGCUGGUUCGACUUUUUCAAUCCCGUGGAUCGUUCGGAAGGGUUUGAUGGGCUAUGGGCCGUCCUCACGCAUAUGAUGAGAUGAUAAAUGCAUCCCAGCUUAUUCGCUCUUGGGUGAUCUCUGACGCUCAAACUGGUAUGCCUAUCCUUUCCUAAAAUCAUAUUCCUUUGCUCACGUCUUCAUGUUAUCAAGAGAUAUUUUCUAUCCGUGCCUGCUUUGCCGAAAGAAUUGCCUACGACCAGGCGCUUCCCCAUGCUCCCCAGGUUCAUCCCUUGUUAUAUAUAAUGUGUUAGUCCUAUGCCUGUUGUGCUGGAGCCAGUGCUGAGCCGUUUUCUCCGGGAAUAUGACACCAGAUUGAUACAAACAAACCCAGCGUCACAUUCUAGAAGGAGAUAACUGCUCAUUAUUUUCCAUAUGAAGCAGCCGGGCCAGUCAGCUUUGUAAUAUUGACAUGGUAUACAACCAGGAAUAUGUUAGCUGCCCACCAACUUUCACACUCGCCCUGCCGGUGAUGCGUCCAGGUUAAAAAAGGUACAUGAUCAGUGUGUAAAUUAUAGCCUUAUUCUGCACCGUGAAUACAUCCAUAGAGCGUCUCGUAUUUAUAACAUACAUAAUAACAAUGAUAGUAGUUAAACGCAGCCAAUCACCCGGCGUCACAUCAGCCGAAACGGGACGUCAACUCGUUUCCUCAUGCAUUCUCUCCCCCCACGCAAGCAACAGAACCAACAUCUAACAUCCCAGACGGCUUACAGCUUUUAUGGUCACAUAUAGUUCCGUAUAGUUAUAUCGACUUACACGCUUCCCGCCCCCUGCCCAUUCCAUCAUCCAAGCUCCCGUCCAG
Trichophyton rubrum CBS 118892 is the source of this 3796-nucleotide messenger RNA. RefSeq lists its product as uncharacterized. NCBI's taxonomy places the organism in Eukaryota, Fungi, Ascomycota, Eurotiomycetes, Onygenales, Arthrodermataceae. The record is from RefSeq and is a predicted model, not a curated record. The transcript has 2 exons. Bases 1471 to 3039 code for a protein of 522 amino acids.